AUGAGGGGCCUGCAAGAGGAGUUCCGGGGCGGCGUGCAGGUGCAGCCGGCGUCGGCGUCGUCGUCAUCGUCGCACGGCGGCAGCGACGGGCGCGCGCUGUCGUGGUGGUCGGGCGACCCCGAGGCGAAGCGCCGGCGGAGGGUGGCCGGGUACAAGUCCUACGCCGUGGAGGCCAGGGUCAAGGCGUCGAUCCGCAAGGGCUUCCGCUGGAUCAAGGACCGCUGCACCGGCCUCAUUAUCCUUUUUGGCCAACAGAAGUCUGGUUGUCACAGAACCACAGAUAAUGCUAUUUCAGCAGCACUUCUAUCACAAUAUGGUUGUGUUCCUGGAGACAUUACUGUGGCAGUGAUGAAUAGUGAUUUGGGAGGCUUAGGUGGCAGGCCUACAAAUCCACAAGCAAAUCCUUUUGGAAGUGCCUUGCAUGGUGCUGGACCAGGAUUGAUCCGUACUGGACUAGAAGCAUAUGGGGGGAGGUUCUUAGAUUCAAGUUCUGAGUUUAUGCAGAGCAAUAUAACACAAUAUUUAUCCAACCCUCAGUACUACUUUCAAGUCAACAGCCAGUAUGUGAGGAACAAACUGAAGGUCAUCUUGUUCCCUUUCUUGCACAGGGGUCACUGGACAAGAAUAACUGAACCAGUAGGAGGAAGGCUGUCCUACAAACCUCCAGUCCAGGAUAUCAAUGCACCAGACUUGUACAUCCCUUUGAUGGCAUUUGGCACCUACAUUAUAGUUGCUGGGUAUGCUUUGGGUGUUCUUGGAAGGUUUACCCCUGAGGCGCUGAUCCUACAGUUGUCUAAAGGGAUACUUGGCUGGUUUCUGCAAGUCAUCCUCAUCAAGGGUCUGCUGUACUCCCUGGGCAGCGGUGAGGCUCCGUUGCUGGACGUCGUGGCGUACGCUGGAUAUGGUUUCACUGGCAUUUCCGUUGCGAUGCUAGCCCGCAUCUUCUGGGGCUACCUGUACUACUUCAUCAUGCCAUGGUUCUGCAUCUGCACGGGAGUCUUCCUUGUGAAGACCAUGAAGAGGGUUCUUCUGGGCGGGCCAAGGAGCUACGAGAGGCACCCCAGCCGGAACCACUACUUCCUGCUCUUCUUGGCGGUUGUGCAGUUCCCUAUGCUGUUCUGGCUCAGCAGCAUCAGCGGCUGA
Molecule: messenger RNA, 1143 nt
Organism: Miscanthus lutarioriparius
Lineage: Eukaryota; Viridiplantae; Streptophyta; Magnoliopsida; Poales; Poaceae
Source: the annotation of a GenBank genome assembly